Populus euphratica (Euphrates poplar) is the source of this 1470-nucleotide messenger RNA. Its product is annotated as DELLA protein RGL2-like. The transcript has a single exon. The coding region runs from base 1 to 1470 and encodes 489 amino acids. The record is from RefSeq and is a predicted model, not a curated record. NCBI's taxonomy places the organism in Eukaryota, Viridiplantae, Streptophyta, Magnoliopsida, Malpighiales, Salicaceae.
AUGGGUUUUCAUUGUCCAGGACUUGAAACCAAGGGAAAAUCACAUCUGAAACCUCAAAGCCUAGGGGAAGGGAAGGGCAAUCAAGCUUCAUUCUCUUUAGAAGCAUUUCAAGUCCUGAAACAGUAUGAAAAACGAGUGAAGCAUCUAAACAAGGAAAAAUUGGAAGAACCAAGCAAUAUCAUAGAAUGCAACAGCGCUAAUGUCCUGGCAUUAUCAACAGAAGAAAUCAUAAAGGUCGCAACAGCAACUUCUCUUGAAUACCAUCUCCAAAGAUCUGACAAUCUCCCCAGCUUGUCUUUUGGUUGUGCACCUUAUGAUCUCACCAGUGAUGGUGUGAAAUACGUGGAACUCAUUCAAUUUCUUAUAGCCUCAGCCGAGAAGGUUGGCCAACAGCAAUUUGAUGACGUGAGUGAAAUGCUCAGUAUGUGUGAUCAAAUGUCUUCUGCGACAGGGAAUCCAGUUCAAAGGAUCGUUUACUAUUUCACCGGAGCACUUCGAGAGAGAAUAGAUCGAGAAACUGGGAAAAUAACACCCAGAGGAUUGUUUACUAUUUCAUCUAAUGUGGAAGAGGCGAUGGUGAGCUUGAGUCCUGCCAUUCUUGAAUGUCACCAAAGAAUGCCCUUUUGUCAGAUUGCACAGUUAACCGGAAUCCAAGCUAUUGUGGAAAGCGCAGCCGAUGCAAAAAGGAUUCAUGUCAUUGAUCUAAAGAUUGAUUAUGGGGUGCAAUGGAUAGCAUUGAUGCAAGCUCUUGCGGCUCGGAAUGAUUGUCCCACUGAACUACUUAAGAUAACUGCUUUUGGGACAACAUCAAUGAGUAAAAUUCAGGAGACUGGUAAGAGGCUGGCACAGUUUGCCGAAACUGUGAACUUACCCUUUUCAUUCAACAUAGUUAUGGUUCUCAACAUAAAUGAUCUGAAGAAAGAGUCCUUCGAGUUGGAAGAUGGAGAAUUCAUUGCCGUCUACUCCUCACUCUUUCUUAAGAACUUGUUAACACAGCCUCAUUGCUUGGAAUCCUUAAUGAGGGUAAUAAGAGAUCUUCGACCACAAAUAAUGGUGAUCACAGAACCGGAGGCAAACCACAAUUCACAAGCUUUUAAAGAUCGUUUUGUUGAAACUCUCCUUUAUUUUAGUGCAAUUUUUGAUUGCCUGGAAGCAUGCAUGGACCGGUCUGAUCCAAGUAGAAUGGGAGCAGAAGGUCUUUACUUAAGUUAUGCCAUAAAAAAUAUUAUUGCAAAGGAAGGGAAGGAGAGGACAUUUGAAUGUGUAAAGAUUGAUUACUGGAGGGCUUAUUUAGCAGAAUUUGGAAUGGAAGAGACAGAGCUGAGCAUGACGUCCUUGUAUCAAGCAAUUCAAGUAGUCAAGAAGUUCGCUUGUGGGAGUUACUGCACACUUGAUAUGAAUGGCAAGUGCCUAAUUAUUGGAUGGAAGGGAACGCCAAUUAAUUCCCUUUCUGUUUGGAAGUUCUGUUAG